Messenger RNA from Manis javanica (Malayan pangolin), 4201 nucleotides. It is a transcript of the gene ENOX2, whose product is annotated as ecto-NOX disulfide-thiol exchanger 2. Gene Ontology annotation, molecular function: oxidoreductase activity; RNA binding. Gene Ontology annotation, biological process: ultradian rhythm. Gene Ontology annotation, cellular component: external side of plasma membrane; plasma membrane. The record is from RefSeq and is a predicted model, not a curated record. Lineage: Eukaryota; Metazoa; Chordata; Mammalia; Pholidota; Manidae.
GUCGGGCCCGGGAGUCUGGGGUGGGCUUCUGAGCUCUAGGCGCCAGAGCCCUGGAGCCUCGGGAACGCGCUCUCUUUUCUCUUUCUUCACCCCUCCAGCUUUUUCCUCUACUCCGCCACCCCCUCUUCCCACUUCCGCCUUGUGUCUCCGCAGAGGGCUGAAGUUACAGAGUUCGCAACAUGGAAGGAUUGGGUGAUACCUUUCCUCUCUUCCCUCAAUUUGUAUUUCAGAUUUGGGCACACACCCCUCCCAACGCACCCACUCCCAAAUUUCCUCUAGGGGCGUGGGAAUUCCUUGCCACGCCCAGAGCAUGACUUUGUGUCAAAUUUUUAUUUUCUGCCUCCUUGAUGGUGAGAUACAGAUCGUUGUCAUCGCUUUAUGGGCCCCUUCAGCCACCCGCUUCGGUGUUUGCAGUGGAAAGGGUUUCCUCUCAAUUUCCAGAGGGUUGGGGAGCAGAAGAGGGAAGGAAUCCCGCUUUUAAGAAAUACGUGUUUAAGGUUCAGCGCACUGUUCUGGUGAAAGUAAAAGGCAAGUUAGACCUAUAUUGAAAACAGCGCUUUAGGAGUUUCCAGCAAGUGCUGAUACAGCACGUGGACAAAUAUUUGGGGGUGGGAGGCACACCAACUACAGAAUAAAGUAGACUGUGAGAAACAGACUGUAUUAUUUUAUUAUUACAAACACGUGCAAAAAAUGCUCAGAGGUUAGUGGAAGGGAAUACUGAUGGGGGGUGCGGCAUGAUAUGUGGAAGGCCAAACCUAAUCCUGGAAGUUCUGAAGGCUUGAAACUGUCAUACAUCUUCCAGAGGAAUCCUGGGGAACCUGAUUUGAAAUCAAUUCUUGGAGAACACAAAGAAGUGUGGUGGUAUGUUCCAGGAUUGAACCAGCUGCCCUUUGACCCUGCCAACAACAACGAGCCCCUGCAGUUUGGUAGUGCCAGUGGCCCUCUGGUCACAGAAGGCCUCAUUGAGAAUGGAGGGGAGUCAAGCAAGAAAAGAAAGAGAACAAAUGCUCCUUCAGCUGAUAAAAGUAGAACUCUGAAUGUGGAUUCCACUGCAAUGACACUGCCUAUGUCUGAUCCAACUGCAUGGGCCACAGCAAUGAAUAAUCUUGGAAUGACACCACUGGGAAUUGCUGGACAACCAAUUUUACCUGACUUUGAUCCUGCUCUUGGAAUGAUGACUGGAAUUCCACCAAUAACUCCAAUGAUGCCUGGCUUGGGAAUAGUACCUCCUCCAAUUCCACCAGAUAUGCCAGUAGUAAAAGAGAUAAUACAUUGUAAAAGCUGCACCCUCUUCCCUCCAAAUCCAAAUCUUCCACCUCCUGCAACCCGAGAACGACCACCAGGAUGCAAAACAGUAUUUGUGGGUGGCCUGCCUGAAAAUGGGACAGAGCAGAUCAUCGUGGAAGUGUUCGAACAGUGUGGAGAGAUCAUUGCUAUUCGGAAGAGCAAAAAGAACUUUUGUCAUAUUCGCUUUGCUGAAGAGUACAUGGUGGACAAAGCCCUUUAUCUUUCUGGUUACCGUAUUCGCCUGGGCUCCAGCACUGACAAGAAGGACACAGGCCGACUCCAUGUUGAUUUUGCACAGGCUCGAGAUGACCUGUAUGAGUGGGAAUGCAAACAGCGUAUGCUAGCAAGGGAGGAGCGCCACCGUAGGAGGAUGGAAGAAGAAAGAUUACGCCCACCUUCCCCACCCCCAGUGGUCCACUAUUCAGAUCAUGAAUGCAGCAUUGUUGCUGAAAAACUGAAAGAUGAUUCCAAAUUCUCAGAAGCCGUGCAGACCUUGCUCACCUGGAUUGAACGAGGAGAGGUAAACCGUCGCAGUGCCAACAACUUCUACUCCAUGAUCCAGUCAGCCAACAGCCACGUCCGCCGCCUGGUGAAUGAGAAAGCCACCCAUGAGAAAGACAUGGAAGAAGCCAAGGAGAAGUUCAAGCAGGCCCUUUCUGGAAUUCUCAUUCAAUUUGAGCAGAUAGUAGCUGUGUACCAUUCUGCCUCCAAACAGAAGGCUUGGGACCACUUCACAAAAGCUCAGCGGAAAAACAUCAGUGUUUGGUGCAAACAAGCUGAGGAAAUUCGCAACAUACAUAAUGAUGAAUUAAUGGGAAUCAGGCGAGAAGAAGAAAUGGAGAUGUCUGAUGAUGAAAUAGAAGAAACAACAGAAACAAAAGAAACUGAGGAAUCAGCCUUAGUAUCACAGGCAGAAGCACUGAAGGAAGAAAAUGACAGCCUCCGUUGGCAGCUCGAUGCCUAUCGGAAUGAGGUAGAACUGCUCAAGCAAGAACAAGGCAAAGCCCACAGAGAAGAUGACCCAAACAAGGAACAGCAGCUGAAACUCCUGCAACAAGCCUUGCAAGGAAUGCAACAGCAUCUACUCAAAGUUCAAGAGGAAUACAAAAGGAAAGAAGCUGAACUUGAAAAAAUCAAAGAUGACAAGUUACAGGUGGAAAAAAUGUUGGAAAAUCUUAAAGAAAAGGAAAGCUGUGCUUCUAGACUGUGUGCAUCGAGCGAGGAUAGUGACUACCCUCUUGAGAAGACCCUGAACAGCAGUCCAAUCAAAUCGGAACGUGAAGCACUGCUAGUGGGGAUUAUCUCCACAUUCCUUCAUGUCCACCCAUUUGGAGCAAGCAUUGAAUACAUCUGUUCCUACUUGCACCGUCUAGAUAAUAAGAUCUGCACCAGUGACGUGGAAUGUCUCAUGAGCAGACUCCAGCACACCUUCAAGCAGGAAAUGACUGGAGUUGGAGCCAGUCUGGAGAAGAGAUGGAAAUUCUGUGGCUUUGAAGGCUUGAAAUUGACCUGAAUUCCUUUACCUAACAACCUGGGAUCCUGAAAAUAAAUGUGUGUUGGACAAGCUUAAAAAGUGAUUUGUAUUCUCAAUGGUUUUCAAGUGGAAAUUGCUUUAAAUUUGUCAGUUCAUUCCUCGAAUAUCUUUUCAGUUAAAAUAAGGAUCCUAGAGCAGCUCCUCAAGCUAUAGGCCCAAAAAAGAAAUUGACUCAAACCUCAAGUGCUGUAACUUUUCCUUUCCUGUCAAUUGGUUGUCUCUUUUUUAUUGGUAGUAUUGAAAAAGGCCUGAGGCUAAAGAGUAUUUGGGGUAUUUUCUGUGUCUGUAUUACUGUUGUAGAAUUUGGUAUUUUUUUAAACAUUGUUAAUUGAAAUGUUUUGAUGAUUUGUAUGUGAUUUGUGUUUCAAAACUUCUCUUCACAUUAAUGUUGCUCCUGGUGAGAGAAAUGAAAGGAGCACCAAGUACUCCAUACUGAAAUCGUGUUUCCAAUCCCCAGAAGGCCAGUAAAUGAAUAACACAUCAGCGUCUUCUAGAAGGUGCUUGACCGGGUUUAAAAGACAAAGCAUGGUUUGUGGCUUUUGCAAAUUACUGUGAACCAAAAGUUGACAAAUUUUCCAAAGUUAUUUUCUCUAAUAUAUCAGAUGAAAGGUUUAUUUCAGGAUUUUUGAAAAAUAUUGGUGUAUUCACAGAAAGCAAGUGUCCAGUGUGACUGGUAUGUGUACACGCUAUUCAGCAUCACCUUGUAAAUAGUAUGCUUUUAAAGGAGGGCAUGUUUAGUUUUCUGUGAAUCAAAACACAUGUGUGCAUAUGUGUGCCUACUCACACACAUGCACACACAUUAGCAGAAGGGAUUUGUUUUAAUAUGCUUUCCUCUCUGGCCUUCUUACAAAAUCUGUUGGUCCCUUUUCUUCUGCUGUCAGUGUGCUGAAUUGCAAACCAUGUACUGCUGUAAGUAACUGUUUACUUCAUCUGAAUGUUUGCAAAGAGUUGAUAGAAGUUAAUAGAGAAGUCCUGGUAAUGAAUAAAUGGGCCAGGGUGUGUGAGGCUUCCUGCAAAUAGGUCAUCCCCACCCAGAAUGCUGAUUGCCAGGGGCACCUCCAGUUAUAUGGUGUCCAUCAGCACAUACAGUGGCAGAGGUACGUGGACCAGUUAGGAUGUACCUGGUUGAUGGAAAAGAAAAGGGAAGAAUGAGCAUUGGGGGGCUAAUAUCCUGAGGCAGAGAUGAUCCUUUCUUCUGUGGUGUUGGUGGUGCUUUAACAGCACAAGCAUGCCCUUCCUGGAGUCUUGAUUCAAAAUAAGAGAAUGUAAUAAGUAAGUAAAGCCAAUGAAGAGUAUUUCAGGAAAAUACUUUGUAAACGAGAUGUCAGUAGUGUUCAAAGUUGUAUUUUUAAAACAUAAAUAUUCCUUUUUUAUACCUCA